CAUUGUGAAUAUAAAACAAAUAAUACGAUGUUUUGUUUGUACUUUAGUGUGUCUAUUAAUUAUAGAAUAUUUACUGCAUAUUGUUAUAAAUAUAUAUUUUAAAAACAUUUGAAAAGACUAGACACAUUAUUAUUAUUUCAAGACUCUGAUCUUAUAACAUGUGUUACUGUUUUCAGAAUUUGAUGUUGAUGAGGAACUGGAAGCCAUAGGUAAGGAAAUGGUCACAUAUUGUGGAGGACUACCAUUAGCCAUUAAAGUGUUGGGAGGCUUGUUGGCUAAUAAAAAUAUGGUUGAAGAGUGGAAAAGAGUAGAUGGCAAUAUUAAAACUCAGAUAGUUCGCAUAGAUGACAACAGUCAAGAUUCAGUUUACCGAGUAUUGUCUAUGAGCUAUGAAGAUUUGCCAAUGCACUUAAAGCAUUGUUUCCUCUACCUAGCUCAUUUUCCUGAAGAUGACAUGAUACAAGUGGAGAGAUUGUAUUAUUACUGGGAAGCAGAAGGAAUAAUAACGUCAAGUGGCGAUGGAAAAACCACUAGGAAAAUUGGGGAAGAAUACAUAGAAGAGCUAGUAAGGAGAAAUAUGGUUAUUGCAGUAAAAGAGGAUUUGAGAUGCAGAUGGGAGUAUUGUCAAAUGCAUGACAUGAUGAGAGAAGUAUGCUUAUAUAAAGCCAAAGAAGAGAACUUUCUUCAGUUUAUCAAAGUCCCUACUUCUUCCACCUCCACCAUCAAUGCUCAUACUCCUACAAGAUCUCGCAGACUCGCAGUAUAUGGUGGUAAUGCACUUGAUAUGCUGGGACGUAAAAACAAUAAAAAAGCUAGAUCUGUUUUGGGGUUUGGACUCGACAGCAACUUGUGGAAGCAGUCAGCUCAAGGACUCAGAAAUUUACAAUUACUUAGGGUCUUACAUCUGAGUUUAGAUGAUAAAAACGACUCUAAAGGAGGGAGAAUACCAUCCAGCAUUGGAAAGCUCAUUCAUUUGAGAUAUUUGAGCUUAGACAUGGGUCAUGCAACUCAUGUACCUUCUUCUUUACGGAAUCUAAAGCUUCUAAUCUAUUUGAGAAUUUUCUCCUUCGAAAGAGUUCAUCUGCCAAGUAUCUUUAAAGAGAUGGUAGAGUUGAGGUUCCUGCAGCUUCCCCAUUUUCUUGACGCUAAAACAAAGUUGGAAUUGGGCAAUCUAGUGAACCUGGAGUACCUGACCGGCUUCCGAUCAAAAUACGGUAGCAUCACAGACUUCCUCCGAAUGACUAGGCUCAGGACUCUCCACAUAAAACUCAAAGGCAGGUAUACUUCUGAAAUUCUAGCGUCAUCUCUCUGUGAAUUAAGAAACCUGGAGGAGCUUACAUUGAUCGAUGAGAACAACGAAUCCGAUGGGGCUCAUGAUGUGGAUUUCGUUUGGAAUUUCAUUCAUCUAAGGUAUUUAGAGCUGGACAUACAUACGACAAGGCUUCCUGAUCACUCUCGAUUUCCUCCCCACCUUGCACGCAUAUCUCUAAGUUACUGUGAAAUGGAGGAGGAUCCACUGCAGAUUCUGGAAAAGUUGCUUCAUUUAAAGUCGGUUGAAUUAGGUCGCAGAUCUUUCAUGGGGAGGAAGAUGGUGUGUUCAAAAGGUGGAUUCCCUCAGUUAUGUAAGCUAGAAAUAUGUUGCCUAGACAACUUGGAAGAGUGGAUAGUCGAAGAAAGGUCGAUGCCAUGUCUUCGUACCUUGUCUAUUGUGUAUUGUGAAAAGUUGAAGGAGUUACCGGAAGGGCUCAAGUAUAUCACUUCUUUAAAGGAACUGAAAAUCACCGAUAAGAACAAGGAGUGGAAGACGACACUCGUACCAAGUGGGGAAAGUUACCACAAAGUCCAACACAUUCCUAGUGUUCAAUUAGACUAUCGUGGCGAGGAAUAAGGAGAACAAAACUGUCUCAGGUGAACCUACUCAGAAUCAGUACCUACUAUUGAUUGUGUGAUGUGAUAAUACGUCGUUUUCUUGUUGUAUUGGUGUUUUAAAGUUGACAUAUCUUGUCUGCUAUAUUCCGUUUAUCUGUUGGAUGCUCAUUCACUGUAAUGCUAAGUUUGAAUGUAAUGCUAAGUUUGAAAUACA
Brassica napus (rape) is the source of this 2083-nucleotide messenger RNA. RefSeq names its product probable disease resistance RPP8-like protein 2. The transcript is spliced from 5 exons. Gene Ontology annotation, molecular function: ADP binding. The coding region runs from base 218 to 1888 and encodes 556 amino acids. The record is from RefSeq and is a predicted model, not a curated record. Lineage: Eukaryota; Viridiplantae; Streptophyta; Magnoliopsida; Brassicales; Brassicaceae. Gene Ontology annotation, biological process: defense response to other organism.